Radiomyces spectabilis is the source of this 498-nucleotide messenger RNA. RefSeq lists its product as uncharacterized. The record is from RefSeq and is a predicted model, not a curated record. The transcript has 2 exons. Bases 1 to 498 code for a protein of 165 amino acids. NCBI's taxonomy places the organism in Eukaryota, Fungi, Mucoromycota, Mucoromycetes, Mucorales, Radiomycetaceae.
AUGUCGGAAUCAGAAACAGGGCAACCAUCACAGAGCAGCACAUGUUCGACGUUAUCAGCUGCAGUUGAAGAUGACCACCCAUCGAAGUCAAAGCCAAGUGAUGCAAUAUCCGUUGCCACAUCAGAAUCUGCCAAUACGACAACUGAGAAACUUCACUUGACGCUGCCCGGGAUAUUUCGUCGCAGGUGUUCCCACACAUCGUCAUUGUCGUCGUCAUCAAACCAUGCCAUAGACCUUGAAAAAAUCAAAAGAUUGUACACUUUGGCUGUAGAUGAGGUUAAUUACGCCGAGGAUUCGCGAGGGUCAGCUUACUAUCAAGGAGAUCUUAUCUCCGCGCGCGAAGCCAUCGAUGACUGCAUCAAUGCAUUUAUGGAACUUAUUCAGGAAACAACUGACCCGUCUUUACAAGCUAGCGUGCGAGCUACGAUUGCUCAUAAGAUGACUGAGCUUCAAAAUCGAUACGACGCGUUGCCGAAACCCGACGACAACGGCUCAUAA